Larimichthys crocea (large yellow croaker) is the source of this 1887-nucleotide messenger RNA. It is a transcript of the gene nubp2, whose product is annotated as nucleotide binding protein 2 (MinD homolog, E. coli). Gene Ontology annotation, cellular component: cytosol. The transcript has 7 exons. Gene Ontology annotation, biological process: iron-sulfur cluster assembly. The record is from RefSeq and is a predicted model, not a curated record. Bases 72 to 878 code for a protein of 268 amino acids. Gene Ontology annotation, molecular function: ATP binding; ATP-dependent FeS chaperone activity; 4 iron, 4 sulfur cluster binding. Lineage: Eukaryota; Metazoa; Chordata; Actinopteri; Sciaenidae.
GGCUAGGUGACGGUAUACGGAAGAGUCCGGUGCUGUGUGCAUGCACGGGUUGAAAGUCUCAAAGCCGAAACAUGGAGCAGAAUAACGACGGGAGCUUGUCCCAGGUCCGGCAUGUUGUGUUGGUCCUGUCCGGGAAAGGAGGUGUGGGCAAGAGCACCAUCACCACAGAGUUAGCGCUGGCUCUCAGGCAUGCCGGCAAGAAGGUUGGCAUCCUGGAUGUAGAUUUGUGUGGGCCCAGUAUCCCCCGCAUGCUGUGCGUCGGCCGGCCUGAUGUGCACCAGUGUGAUUCAGGAUGGGUGCCCGUCUACACCGAUGCCCAGAAGAGCCUGGCCCUGAUGUCCAUCGGCUUCCUGCUAGAGGAUCCAGAUGAAGCAGUGGUGUGGAGGGGGCCCAAGAAAAACGCUAUGAUUGGCCAGUUUGUGUCAGAUGUAGCAUGGGGGGAGCUCGAUGUCCUGCUGGUGGACACACCGCCGGGGACGUCCGAUGAACAUUUGUCAGUACUGGAGAAUCUCAAAAAACACAGAGUGGAUGGUGCCAUUUUGGUCACUACACCUCAGGCAGUGUCAACAGGGGACGUGAGGAGAGAGAUCACCUUCUGUAAGAAGACAGGAGUACGGAUCCUGGGCAUCGUAGAGAACAUGAGCGGCUUCGUUUGUCCACACUGCUCGGAGUGCAGCAAUAUAUUCUCAAAAGGUGGUGGUGAAGAGUUAGCCAAGCUGACUGGAUCAAUGUUCCUAGGCUCUGUGCCCUUGGAUCCUCUGCUCAGCAAGAGUAUAGAAGAAGGCAGAGACUUCACAGAGUCAUUUCCCGACAGUGCCACCUUCAGUGCCAUCAGCAGUAUAUGUCAGACUCUGCUGAACAGCCUCGAAACUGCUUAAGUCAUGAAUUUAUUUACUCAAAAAUUUGGAGUGCAUUGACAUUUUAUCCCAUAGACUGUGAAAAGUCCAGAAUAAUGCAGAGGUAAUCAUUUCUAUGCUGCAUUGUUGUCCUGUACAGUUAAACCUAUCAAACUAUGUCCAGAUUAUUUUGUUUACAUCUUAUUAAAAAUGAAAAAUAUGUAUUUGCCAGCAGUACAUAGCAGGCUUUGUUUGUAGUUGACGUCAAGAGCUGCAGUCGCAGUUUGAGGGUAUAACCACAAUGUGAAUCAGCAGCUCUCUCCGCAGAGUGCAACAGGAAGAGAUGCAGUGCAGGAACGGCAACUCAGCGGAUCUGUUUUACAGCAAAUUCAGAGAGAUUGUUUUGUAAUAAAAAAUAAAAAGUAAAGUCACGCUGCCUGUGAAACACUUAAUGUGUCAGGGUAAAAUAAACACUGAAAACACUAACGUUGCGUGUGUUUGGAAGAGAGUCAAAUCUAAGUUGGAAUCUUCUUUAAUUCGAUUGUGACACACACGUCGACACAUCAGGAGAACGUCAAUACCAGUGGUAAUACAGGAUUGUAAGAUUGGCGCUUCGGUAAAUGCGUCAGCAGCAGUUCCAUUUUCAGAAAACAAACUCCAGAUCAAAUCAGACUGGUCUUUGCAUAAAACUAGGUCAAACCUGAACACUUAUCUCACUGCUGCACACUACAAACAAUGCAAUCAAGUCUUAUUGUAUCUUUUUUUUGGAGGGUAUGGGGGGUGAUGGCUAUACAGCAUUAAACUAGCCAUCUGAUCUGGAUUCAAUCUUCUGAAACUAGCCUGCUCUUCAGCUUCAUAUCCAACAGCAACAAGACACUGGAACCCAUGCAGGAUUUUAAUGGCUGGAAUGUGGAAGGGAUGCGGUACAGCCAAAGAUGAGGAGGGAAGUAUGUAUGGAGGGUGGGUGAAGAAGAUGGAGAGGAGAUGAGAUUUUGGAAAUUACACUUGUGAGACCCGUCACGGGGCACACACACCUUUAAUGCAAACAGCA